UAAGAAAGAGUGCAAUUUACAAACCAAUUUUAGCUGUCUCCUUGUGGUACGCGCCUAACUUUAAUCCACAAACGUUGAAUUUCUUUUAAGUUUCGCCUGCGCUUCGAGUUAAUCAAUACGAAAGAAAGCAUUCUUAGAAAAUAUCUAGUUUUGUUUAUGUGCGUCGAGGAACAAAGGUUGUGAGUGCUCCGACGACUCUACCGACCCUACUGCGCGCCAGCUACCCUGCCCCCACCCUGCCAGCUCCACAGGCCAGCCCCAAUGUCGCCCCGUCACGCUAUUUCACGCCGCUCGCUAGGUCUGUGGCUCCGCGAGCACGGUGGUUCGAAUGGGGAGUUUUCGUAAAUCGGUUCCGGUGUCUCUCAAUGCUGUCCUCGACCAACUACGAGAUCCGGGACUUCAAGCUGGCGCAUAGGACAUGGAGCACCCUAAACGGGAGGACUGGAUGGCGCAACAAGAAAGCAAUGCUGUCGUCGAUAGAAAUGCGAUCUGCCUGGGCGGGGAGCGACGCUCCGAACAGGACCCGUACCACAGUGCGCUGACUGCCGUCUCCCCUAGCAACCUUGGACAACUUUGUGUUAGUGCUUCGGCUGGUAACCAGGUUUUUUCGGUGAUGCCUUUAGAAACCAGGGAUAUGUUUGAUAUAGCAAGAAUGCCCUUCAACAUAAUGCCUGCUCCAUCGAUGCCAGCUACUGCUAUUCCUCAAAGUGCCAACGGCUUAUCACUGCCUCAGCCACCAAGCCAGACGAUGCCGCAGCCUGUGAUGCAGUGGUCUUCGCUAGUCUCAAGUACACAGGAUUUUCCCGUCCAGCCUUCGACAGCAGCACCUCUUGCCAUCAGUGCAGCGAAUCAGGCAAGUGCCGUGACCAAUGGAAACCUCAACAGCAAGCCAAUACAGUUCAACUUCACUUCGAGACAACACGUGCUCCAGGUUCCCUUCGACGAGCCCACGACCGAAGACCGCAUAGUUUCAAAUGGUGGAGCUGUGCCCGAACUAAUGGACGCCAGUGAAGAGCCUGCAGUCGAAGAUCCAAGCGGUGCUCCGUCUGCCCCAGCGCCACCAGUUGCAUGCACGGCGCAGCCCAAAACUGCCCUACAGAUGGCAUUUUCAAACUGGCCAGGCAAAUCAUCAAGCUCGACCUCAAAGGUGGUGCCCGGUAGGCUUCGUCAUGUGUCUGGCGACGUUGCUGAGGAUACGGAGCUCCUGUGUCGCAUGUGCGAGUGCGGCUUCAGGUGCACCUCCCAAAAACUGCUGGAACAGCACAUGGUAAAAUCUCACAUAAUUCCCUUCUCCAAUGUCUGUAACCUCUGCAAAAAAAAGGCUCCCAGCUUCAAGGCACAGAUGCAGCAUAUGGUACAACACGCAAAUGUUACUUGUGAGGAGCCUCCAGUCCAAGAUCCAGAUGGUGCUCUGUCUGCAUCAGAUGCAUGUACGGAGCAGCCGAAAACUGCCCUACAGGAGUUGUCUUCGAACCGUGCAAGCAAAUCGUCGGGCACAACCUCAAAGACUGUGCCCAAGACGCUGCGUCGGGAGUCGGGCGACGUUGCUGACGUUACGGAGCUUGUGCAUUACAUGUGCGACUGCAGCUUCGGGUGCACCUCCCAAAAGCUGCUGCUAGAGCACAUGAUCAAAUCCCACGUAAUUCCACUCUCCAACAUCUGUAACCUCUGUGGGAAAAAGUCUCUCAAUCCCAAGGCACAGAAGCAGCAUAUGGUUCUGCAUACAACCGUCACUUCCAUCGAUGAAGCACUGAAUUCCAAGAUGCCUCUUUCACAGAAGCCGAGCACAAGCUGCAACCCUCCUCGGGAGGAUUCACCGCUGGUCUCAUCAACCGUUCACAUUGACUCCGACGAAGAUGCAGAGGGUGACUCCAAGCCCUUGACGGGCGACAAAGACCCGGACAUCUCUUUCAUGAAAAUGAGACAGGACCUUAUUGGGACGACUGCAAUAGAGCCAUUCUUCAAGUGCAUGUUGGCAGACUGUAAGUUCACGUCUGACACCCGACGGCCCUUUUUCGAUCACCUUGGAGCCCACACUGUGAAGGAGCUCGGUGCACUCAUGUGCAUCUACUGCAGUCAAAAAUUCGAGGCCAUCUUUGCUCUUGUUGAGCAUAUGGUCUCGUGUCACGGCCAACGUCGCUACCAGUGUGGCUGGUGCCUUUACCGCUCCGCCUUUCUCAUUCAUCUGCAAAUCCACCAUCAUCACUCUCACCACGAAAAGAAAGUGCUCUUCUUCAAAUGUCCAAACAUCCCUACAGAAUCUCCAAGCAAGUCGUUCGCUAGCCAGAGUGUGACACUCACUCACUACUGGUGCAGCGUGCCAGGCUGCAGUUACAAGCACCUCGACCCAGAUGCAUUCGAAUGGCACCUGUCAAAUGAGCACCCGAGGACCUCAGAAUACCGGUGCAAGAUCUGCGACAUAACAACAGUCUGUGCAAAAGAUCUUGUGCGGCACUGCGUUGAACACGACAUGGACGUGGUUCAGUGUGUGUACUGCCAUCACUCUGAACCGUCGUACAAAGAGAUGCUUUGGCAUUUGGCCACUUACCACCAAGACCAUCCACUCGUGCUCUUCAUCAGGACUGAAGGACAGAGGACUCUGUUCGAGGAGUUCAUUGCUAGGUUUCAAGUGAUGAAGCUUCGAGGAAUCAGGCCAAGGGCCAUGCAAAAGCAGCAGCAGCCUGCGACUAUGCAGGUGGAGAAGAGUGGCUCCAUAGUGGUCGACGUAGCCAGCGCAGAGGAGCUAAACAAACCAAGUGAGACUGAGAUGGCUCUGCAGUGCAAGCAGUGCCAGACGAAGUUCACGGACCUGUCUCAACUGCGCUCCCACCUUUACAUCCACAGGGGGUACUUCCCGCACUCUUGUGAACCUUGCAGAAAAUACUUCACCACAGUUGACGAAGCACAGGCCCACGAGUGGAAGAGGCAUAGGACGAAGGGGAUUCUCCCAACGCAGGAAUUCAGGCUUCCGCCCACGGAAAUGGAGGUCGACACAUGCAUAGACGAGGAGGUGGAGAGGCUGGAUGCCCAAGUGGAGGCCCUCGAUACGGCGAAGUGCCCGUGGCAGGGCUGCAGUCGUGUCUUCACCGACAUGGAGUGCGUAGCCUACCAUGUAAGGGCCGACCACGUGCCCAAACCCAAUAUGUGCGCGCUCUGCGAGUUCAGUUCUUACAGCCCAGAGGUGGUCCGGUGGCACACCAAAAACACGCACAAGCCGUCGAGUCCUCGGGUCGCGGGCACAUCCUCUGCCUCAAAGAAAGUAACCACAGGCGAGCGCAAGUGCGGGCAAUGCAGUUUCAGGGCCGAGACAUUGUGCACUGUUCGGGAGCAUUACAGGAAGGCACACCCAGGCCUGGCCUUCAAGUAUGUGGUACCCAAGCGCCACGGGCGGGUGAAGGCGGACGUGGCGAAGAAGUGUGCCGUCCCUCCACCGCUUUCGGAACCUCGUUCAUCUACCGCGGCGUCUCCACCUGCCAAAGCGUCCCCAUCCACUUCCUGGCAGGAGAGACAAUCUGGUUUACCUUGCGACCGGUGCGAGCACGUCGCGCCUUCGGAGCACAUGCUGCACAUGCACAAGUCCCUACGACACAGCACUCAGCCUUGUGCAACCAAAAUGAAAAGUACUGCCAAGUUGUUGAAAAACUUCGGAUGGAGGGUUUCCGCUGCCUGCGACAGAGAGCAGAAAACACCUUGCCAACGGGAAGAUGAAAACCUGAACGCACCAGUCAGGGAACUCAGCACCAGAGUGUCAGUGAAAGUAGAACUGCAGUCCGAGGAAGACAAAACAGAGGUGGAUGAAGACCCUGAACCGACACCGCCGGAAAAUGAAAGACCAGGAACUAAAUUGAUAGCACAGGGGAAUGUCCGGUGCGAGGAUGACGCCCAAUGCCAACGCCUACUAAGGUGCCAAAGCGAGGCACAUGAGCAGCACCCAUCGAUAUGUGAAGACAAUCCACAAGGGGAACAGCCCUCGUGCAGUAAGGGUUUUCUCUGUUUAGGCAAGACCUGCACUGAAAGGUUUGCCACAAAGACUGAGCUUCACUGUCACAUGAGCAGAAAGCAUAAAUUCUUUGCAGUGUGCGGUCAUUGCAAGAAACCUUGCAUGAACAGGACACAAGUCUUAAACCACCUGCAGAGCAGACAUCCUAACUCUAAAGAAUGCUACACUGUAAUAAGUCACAAAAGUCAGAAUUUGGAAAGGAAGCCAACGUCAUCAUCUUCGGCAGGUUUGAAUGCAGGAUUCUCAUGGUACAACAAGCCAAGAGAACCGAUCAGCCUUAAGAAUGUGUCAGUAUGGGCUCGCAUGCCCAGCUCUACAAGUUAUGUGAAGUUAGAUGUGGACGUGUUUUUUAAGGUGUGCAGCGCAAACCCCUCAGUUGUGGUGAAGGACUAUCUGAAGUCCCUUGUUUAGUCAUUCAGUAUUGUUUGUUUUUUUGUUUAAAAUUGUCAAUUAAAGUGCACUUACAUCGGGGCUGUUGUUCGAUUGAUGAGACACAUUGAAUUUCAUGGUGUGAGCGGGGAAUACCCAUACAUUUCGGCUAUCCUGUGCGGUCAAAUAUUUUCGACAGUUAAGACCUUUGUAGAUUGACACGGCUGAGUAUGGUGUCGGAAAAAGCCAACAUGAAAUGAAACAAACACUCCAGUUGUGUUUGUUCUCUCACACACAAACUCUCAGAAAACAAGAGCUCCGCAACUUCGUCCUCGGCGUUGGAGAGAACUCCGUAUUCUUACGUUCAAGGCUGAAAAUGGAGUGAAUGUAAUGAAAAGAUAAUGCUUGUAAAGCAGUGAAGGCUUUGAAGAUUUAAUGUAAACGAUCAGUCAACAACCCCACCCUAUCUCCCUCCCCAAUAAAUUGCCUAUAACGGUC
Molecule: messenger RNA, 4867 nt
Organism: Ixodes scapularis (black-legged tick)
Lineage: Eukaryota; Metazoa; Arthropoda; Arachnida; Ixodida; Ixodidae
Exons: 2
Coding region: 419-4411 (1330 amino acids)
Biological process (GO): regulation of gene expression
Cellular component (GO): nucleus
Source: RefSeq, a predicted model, not a curated record